AGCCACGCUGGAUCUGAGUCGCGUUCGCGCUUGUGGUGCAGCUUCGCUUCCGCGUUCUCCGCGCCUCACCGGUGGAUCGAUGUCUUCAGCCCCGCUCUACAGCCCCCUUCCGACGAACAGCUAUGCCGCAUCGCCGGAGAAAGCGGGCGAGGAAUCGCCACAGCGAAGCCAAAUGCCCCGCAGGAAGAUGCUUGUGACCAACGAUGAUCGGCCACCCCUGCCCUUCUUCUCACAGGUCAAUGGACUGCCCUGCGCUCCUGGACAGCUCGGCUGGCUUGAGGAAACCUAUCAUGGAGUCUGCAUCGUGGUGUCGAUAUUUCAAGACAUGCCUCGACGCCACCUGAUGCACUUCCUGUGUGUCUUUAUCUCCUAUGUCUUGGUGGUCAUCACCGGAGCAGUUCAAAUGCAACUGGUGGACACCUCCUUCUUCCGCGCUGUCGGUCUUCUGCUGGCGGUGCUCUUGUCCCUCCGUGCAAAGAAUGCUGUGUCCAGGCGACAGAAGUUGAUGGCAGGAGUCCUGGACAUGAUGAACUCUGCCAAGAACUUGCUCUACUUGGUGCAUUUCGAGCCCGAAAGUCAAGCGAAGCUCCGCAAGAUGCUGGAGUUUUGCUUCUUGGAGGCGGCCGCGUGGGCCUCCCCUCCGACGACGCCCUACGUGAAACAUGGCGACUUGGACAUACUGCCUGAGGAGUACAAGGAGGCAGCCUUCAUUUUGCGUGCCAAGCCACCGGAGAACAUCUCCCCCCGACCUGUCUUGCUGUACCUCAGGGAGAUUUGUGACCAGCUCUUUGACCCCGACUUGGCCACCACACAUGCAGGGUCUGAAAAGAUGGACAAGAUUUCCAUCAUCAGAAGGUUCCACCGCAAUAUGGAGGACGAAUUACACAACCUGUUUGCCAAGUUCGACUUCCUUCUGAUGUUUCGUGAGAACUUUGUCACCAAUCAGUUUCGAUGGAUGCUAGAGACGGUGAUCUUUGUCUAUGUGGUGCUUUAUCCCUGGUGUGUCUGCAAUGAGUCGAAUCUCGUCCUCGGUGCCACAACUGUGGGCAUGGCUUGCGUCUUCUACGGCCUGAAUGCUCUCACGGAGCAAUUGGAGGAUGAAACACCUCCGUCGAUGGGUCAACAGCUGCGACUGCAGUCUUGGCUUUUUGACCCCACAGCAUCCACGGCAGCCGGCCGGCGGCAUCAGCCGGAUGGGCCCACCAAAAGGGCGCUCCUGUUCUGUGCGCAGAGCAGUCGAAUCAAGGAAGACCGAAACGAAGCAGUGAAUGUGUUGAGUUUCUGACUCGCAGAUCAGCGAAAGGAUCGAAAGGGCCAACCUGCUGGUAGCACCCAACCUCAA
Durusdinium trenchii is the source of this 1342-nucleotide messenger RNA. The record is from the annotation of a GenBank genome assembly. NCBI's taxonomy places the organism in Eukaryota, Dinophyceae, Suessiales, Symbiodiniaceae.